AUGGAGCAAGACGAAAUUAAGUGGGAUCUUUUUGGAUUGUGGGAGGCAAGAAGACGAGGCGAACAAUACAUGAGCCUAAAAUCUGGGCAUGGACUCUACUAUGUAGGCGAGGCCGACAGCUAUAUAGGAAGAACAGGCUGUUUAAUACACAGACGCCACUGCAAAAACCUCGUGUCUGCAAAGGCAGUGUGCACAAAAGUGAUAUAUAUGACCCUAAAGCUCAGCGCAAGAUACAACAUUACAGUUAUACAGGUGUCUGCAUCAACGUCAAGUCAUUCUGAAGAUCAAAUAGAUAGUUUCUAUGAUAAUACCACCCUGGCCUUUAAAGAAAAACGUGCACACUUCACUAUUUUGCGCGGAGUUUUUAGUGCUAAAAUGGGACCAAGAACCAAGGAAACUGAGAUCUCAUUAGAAAAUUUUGAGCUUGAAGGCAGAAAUUAA
Dendroctonus ponderosae (mountain pine beetle) is the source of this 441-nucleotide messenger RNA. RefSeq lists its product as uncharacterized. The transcript has a single exon. The coding region runs from base 1 to 441 and encodes 146 amino acids. NCBI's taxonomy places the organism in Eukaryota, Metazoa, Arthropoda, Insecta, Coleoptera, Curculionidae. The record is from RefSeq and is a predicted model, not a curated record.